GCAUGCAGGUCGGAUUCCGAUCCAAAGUGUGCUGAUCCAUUUGAUAACUCAACUGUUCCGAUUACUGACUGCAGUCAGGAAAAAGAACUAGAUCAUUUGCCCGGAGUAAAGCCUACAAUGUGCAGGAAGAUCCGGCAAAAAGUUAAUGGUGAGUGGCGAUACUUCCGCAGUUGUGCGUACAUGGGCGAACCUGGCAUUCUAGGAGAUGAAAGAUUUUGUCUUAUGAGAACUGGUACGUACAAUAUCUUCAUGGAAUACUGCACAUGCAAUAGCAAAGAUGGAUGCAACUCAGCUCCAGGACUCCAUCAUAAUAUCUUUCUACGAUAUGCUGGAUUGACCGCCACAUUUAUUAUUACUUGGUUCUUACGACUCUGAGGUUUUUGUUAUGAUUACCAUUGCUCAUAGAGUGUAACAAUUGGUUGCAAUUGCUAUUCUGCAACAUUUUUUAAUUACUGCAAUUUUUGAUUGUUGUAACUAAAUAUUCAUCAUUCCAAAAAGUGUUUUUAACUUAAAUUACUGCGCUGCAUUAGAACUAUUUUUUAUACUAUGCAUUCUUUUAAUAGAUAAAUUUGAAUCUCUUAAGCUCUUUGAUUGUAAACUGUAGUAGUACAAACUAUAGCGAACUUACAAUGAAUUUAAUAAUGUACACUAAUCAUAUAGACAAGAAGACUGCCAAUACCGUCCAGAUUAACUAAGGAUUAGAAUAAGUAAUGUUUUAAAAAAACUUUUGUAAGUAUUUUUAUAUAAACAUUGUGUUCCAUUUAUAAGGGGUUUUCCUAAUGAAAAUCGAUUAACUGUGUAUGUUGUACAUGCAUGGUACUUUCAAUUUGAAUUGUAUACACUACGAAUGUAAAGUCGACUUUUGUGUAUAAUGUUUUAUAUGAUUUAUACCACAACUUGAAAUAAAUUUCAGAAUCGUAUUAUAAAUUAUAUGAGCCAAGGAAUAUUCAAUCCAUAAUCCUGUAGUAUAAUCAUUAUCUUCUCGACUCGAUUUCCUAUAGUAAGUAAUCUCAUAUGGUAUAUACUUAGGAAUGAUUGCCGGGAGAUUCAAAUCGAUUGUUCGAGGCGCAAAAAGUACGCAACGAGUCUAUCAUAAUAGGUCAGCUAAUUAUGCGCUCAGUCACGCGCAUUAGCUGCAUUAACAAACUAGUGGAUCGAACACUGCGCUCGGACUUGGAAGAGUUUGGAAUUAUACUUUGCAGAUAAAUUCUAAAUAUUCUGCAAUAAACUAUUUUUGUCUUGUUGAGCCGCCCCCACUAUCGUUGUUUCCAGACCUGCGUAUAUAUGCGGCCGGUCGACCGUGAAAGAAACGUAAUCCGUCGUAGUUCGUGUAUAGGCGUUGCCGCGUUGCUCACACCUUUUUGCUACUCGACUUUGCCUUCAUUUUAAAUAUUCCAAAAUGAGUUGUAAGAGCUUGUUAAUCUUACAAAUUGUGACAUUUGUGCUCCUGUCAUGCUUCUUCGAAACAGGUGUCUCGAUCAAGUGUUUCACAUGCAGGUCGGAUUCCGAUCCGAAGUGUGCUGAUCCGUUUAACAACUCAACUAUUCAAAUUAUCGAUUGCCAAAGAGAAUCAGAAAUUUCGCCUACAGUAAGGCCAAAUAUGUGCAGAAAGACUCGCCAAAAAGUCAAUGGGGUGUGGCAAUACUAUCGUGGCUGUGCGUACGCGAACGAGCAUAGCAGAGAAGGCGACGGAAAGUGUCUUUGGAAAACUGAUACCGACAACGUUUCCGUAGAGACCUGCACAUGUGGCGAUAAAUAUGGUUGCAACUCAGCUUCAGAACACCAUUACAAUACCUUUUUACGAUAUGGUGGUUUAUUUACCACAUUUAUUAUCACUACUUCCUUUUUACGUCCUUGAAGUUUUUGUAAUGAUAAGCGUUGCUCGAAUAGUGUAACAAUUAGUUACAAUUAGUGACAAGUAAUUAUUCUGAUAAAUAUUUUUAACUUGAAUGUGCAUCGCUUUUUAACCAUUUUUUCAUACUAUGAAUUUUUUAACGCACAAAUAAUAUUUUUUAAAGCUUUUUAACUGUAGACUAUAAAACAGUCCUGAUUAACUUAAGAUUAGAGUAAUAAUAUAUGAAUAUAUCGCAGCACCUUGUUGAAAAUAAAAACCAAUAACUUUUUUAAUAAAAUUUAUGAAAUUCAUUGUACUAUUGAGAAAAAUACAAAUAUUUUAGUCCACAAGAUAUACGAAACAAGAUAAAAUUAUUUUAGAUACAAUGUACGAGUUUUUAUCGUGUUUAAUUUACAAAAUUAAUAAAAACAUCAAAUUAUUAAACAAUUUCUCACGCAUAUUUUAUUAAAAUAAGACAACCUGCAGAGCGCACUGUUUCAAAUUAUUAUAUACUUUAAUGAGCCUCAGUGCAACAUCUAACGACUAAUUUUUACUAUCAGCUAUAUAGGCAACUUGAAAGAACGCUACAGAAGUAA
Messenger RNA from Nasonia vitripennis (jewel wasp), 2430 nucleotides. RefSeq lists its product as uncharacterized. Gene Ontology annotation, biological process: positive regulation of voltage-gated potassium channel activity; sleep; regulation of synaptic transmission, cholinergic. The transcript has 4 exons. The record is from RefSeq and is a predicted model, not a curated record. Bases 1400 to 1858 code for a protein of 152 amino acids. Lineage: Eukaryota; Metazoa; Arthropoda; Insecta; Hymenoptera; Pteromalidae.